Molecule: messenger RNA, 5579 nt
Organism: Amphiprion ocellaris (clown anemonefish)
Lineage: Eukaryota; Metazoa; Chordata; Actinopteri; Pomacentridae
Product: E3 ubiquitin-protein ligase TRIM39-like
Exons: 8
Coding region: 2657-4231 (524 amino acids)
Molecular function (GO): zinc ion binding; protein binding
Source: RefSeq, a predicted model, not a curated record
UUACAAAGCUGCAAUAUUAAAUCCUAAUACAUCACACAUCACUCUUAAAUAUCCAACAACAUGCUAUAUAAAUGAAUCCAGCUUUACAGGGAUACGCUGAUGUCUCUGCAAUUCAUUACAACAUUUUUACAUGAGAACGUUUUCAGUGUUAAAAUGUGUAGAUUUUCACAUGUAUGUCUGCUAUGGAGGCUUUCAACAUGUUUACCAGGGUUUACCAGAUCUGUCCAGCCACCUUCCCCACCAUUGGAUCCAACUCACCACCAGGUGGUGAUCAGUUGACAGCUCUGCUCCUCUCUUCACCCGAGUCUCCAAGACAUACAGCCACAGGUCUGAUGAUACGACUAUGAAGUCGAUCAUGGACCUUUGACCUAAGAUGCUCUGGUACCAGGUACACUUAUGAACAACCUUAUGCUUGAACAUGGUGUUUGUUAUGGCCAGUCUAUGGCUAGAACAGAAGUCCAAUAACAAAACACCACUCGAGUUCAGAUCGAGCAGGCAGUUCCACCCAAUCACCUCCCUCCAGGAUUCUCUGUCAUUGCCAACGUGAGCGUUGAAGUCCUCCAGGAGAACAAUGGAGUCUCCAGGUGGUACCUCUUCCAAGAACCACCCAGAGACUCCAAGAAGGCUGAGUACUCUGAACUGCUGUUCAGUGCAUAAGCACAAACAACAGUCAGAGUUUUAGGGGGGAGAACACCAACAAAGUGGUGCUCAGCCGUGGGCUUGUGAGUAUCCCCACACCUACCCAGUGCCUGUCACCCUGGGCAACUCUGGAAUAGGAGAGAGUCCAACCCCUCUCCAGGAUUGUGGUUCUGGAACCCUUGCUGUGCGUGGAGGUGAGCCCAACUAUAUGUAGCUGGUAUCGCUCCACCUUCCGCACCAGCUCAGGUUCCUUCCCUGCCAGUGAGGUGAUGUUCCACAUCCCCAGAGCUGGUCUAUGCCAGCAGGGGGCGGUGCGCCUAGACAUCCACUCCUGCCUACUGCCUGGUGGGCAUCACACCCGACCCCGAUUUCCUGCCCAGUGAGUGGUGGGCCCACCAUUUUGAAACAUAUUUUUGUGUGUAGCAGAACAACUUUGACCAUGAAUCAUACACAUGCAGACUGACCUGAUAAAAGGACGAUGCACAGCAAGGCCUCGUUAACACCUGAGGAUAAAACACAUUCAUCAGAACAUGUCAAUACAUGCUGGCAUUCUGAAGUUAGACAAGAUGUUGUUUGUUUCUUAACUUGCAAGAAAAAUAAUAUGUGCUCUGUUGGUCUAUUGUAUGCAUUGAAGAGACUAAAAUCAACUUUCUUCUGUUUUUCUUAUGUUUCUGAACACAUUUCUUACCUGGUCUGCAGGCUGGUGACAUCUCCAAACUCUUCCAUUCCGUCUCACUUUGGUUGUUGUCUGUCUCAUUCUGGGAUGUACAUUAUAAUGGGCCUGUGCCCAGUAGGUGUGGUCAAUAAUCUGUCCAUGUACAUUAGUGUACAGGAUGUAGAGGAAAGAGGUGAGAACACACCCUGUAGUCCGUCUGUUAAAUAGGUGGUGACACUGAGGUGUUGGAGCUUUUUUUAUCACCAGGAGAUGAUGGUAUUGAAUACUGAGCUGAAGUCACUGAGAACGAUCCUAAUAAAGGUGGACAGGAUGAAUUUAAAUAGUCGUCCAACUGCAGUUAUGGAAAAUGUCACAUGGUAGAAAGUGGUACAAGUGAAUGUAACUGUGAUAGCCGUGCUUCUGUGCUUGGUUUAGCAAUGCAAAAUAAGUGAAAAGCGACAUGCCCUGACCUCAUGCAAACAAGAUGCUAACAUGAGGUGGUAUGUAGAUUCCCUGCUGGGAUACAUGAAAAUACAGUGGUGGCAGCAUCAUGAUGUGAAGUCUUGCAGUGUGUGUGUGUGGGGGGGAUUUCAAAUCAUAAAUAGUAAAAGUAACUCAUUCCUAGAUGAAUGUAGUGAAAUUCUCCCUGUACUGCUAAGUAGGAGUAAACACUGGUGACACACACUUAUCACAUGAUCUGUAAUCUAAACGUGACAGUCUUGUUUCAGAAAAUUGUUUGAUUUAGCCAUUAUCUGAGCAGAUCAAUGGCCUUUACUCUAGUUUAUUGUACACUUCCUCAUGGUCUUUAUUCAGCUGAAAAUAAAGGAGGCAUUCAACGUGUUCACAAUCCUCUUAUCUGCAGCAGAAUGUGUUUCUUUCACUAUGAAAUGCACGGCAGCAUUUCUCACAUUGCUCUGCUGUCUGAAGCAUGCAGGUCAGGUGUGUCAUAAGUGGAAAAUGUUAACCAUUGGACUCACCACACCCAUGAGGCAAACACACUCCUUCCUCCUGUGAGAGCUGCUAUUAUAUAUUCCCAUGCUCUCAUAUGCACACACACACACACACACACACACGCACACAAAGGUUGUUAGCCAGUCUGCCAACUGAGCACUAUUAGUACAGUAACUAAUGGCAGGUUGUGCUUUGAAUGCUGCUAUUUUAAGAUUAGGUGGCGUUCUGUCAGGCCAGCAGAGAAACCAGCGCUGGGCCCAGGAGAGGGAGGGCUGGGCUGAUGAAUAACUGUGUUGACGUUACAUUUUCCUGUUUCACAGCUAGCCCUGUAAUGUAUUCACACUCAUUCAUACAGCAGGAGUCACCUGCCAACGGCGAGGACCGGCACACCAGCUUCAGCUGAGAGAAACAAUGGCCUCCCCAGGAAACAUGCUGCCACAAGAGCAGUUCCAGUGCGCCGUCUGCCAGCAGGUGUUCAGCGACCCUGUGACCACUCCUUGCGGACACAACUUCUGCCAGUCCUGCAUCCAGAGCGUGUGGGACAGCAGCUCUACCUGCCGGUGUCCCACCUGUAAUAAAUCCUUCACCUCCCGCCCGGAAAUAAGCAUCAACACGGCCUUCAAGGAGCUGGCGGACAGCUUCAGGCAGAUGGUGCUGUGCUCGGCCGCCUCGCCGCUGUCCGCAGCCGAACCGGGCGAGGUGGUGUGCGACGUCUGCGCCGCCGCGACCCGGCAGGUGAGGGCCCAAAAGUCCUGCCUGGUGUGUCUGACGUCGUACUGCGAAGCCCACCUGGAGCCCCACCGGAGGGUCGCCACGCUGCGGCUGCACAAGCUCAUGGAGCCGGUGGGGGACCUGCAGGACCGGAUGUGUAAGAAGCACGACAGGCUGCUGGAGAUGUUCUGCAGGGACGAGCACAAGUGCGUUUGUCAGUUCUGCACCGAGACCGAGCACAAAGAGCACCGGGUCGUCACGAUAGAGGACGAGAGCAGCGGGAGGAAGGUUCAAAUGAAGAAGACGGAGGCAGAUUUUCAGCAGAUGGUCCAGGAGCGACUGAAGAAAGUGGAGGAGAUCCAAAACUGUCUGAAGCUCAGCACAGAGAGGCAGACUGAAGUCCACUCGGAGAUCGAGGAGAAGCAGAAAGCAGCGGAGAGGAGAGCAGAGGAGCUGGUGGACGAGCUGCAGCAGGAGAUCAGGGAGCUGCAGAGGAGGAGCGCUGAGCUGGAGGAGCUGAGGAGCACCGAGGACCACCUGCACCUCCUACAGAGGUUGCCCUCUCUGACGUCACCUCCACCCACCAGACGGUGGACGGAGAUCAGCGUCCAUCCUGAACUCUGCGUGGGGACGCUGAGGAGAGCGCUGUCUCAACUGGACGACGGCCUGAAGGAAGAGCUGGAAAGUUUGAAGAAAGAAGAGAUGAAGAGGAUGCAGAAGUACGCAGUUGACGUGGUGUUGGACCCGGACACCGCCCAUCCAAACAUUGUCCUGUCUGCUGAUGGGAAGCAGGCCGGCCGUGGUGAGCUGCUGCACAUCGUUCCUGAUAAUCCGCAACGCUUCGACCCCGUCAUCUGCGUCCUGAGCAAGAAGGGCUUCCUGUCUGGGAGGAUCUACUUCCAGGUUGCGGUGGGGCAGAAGACCUUCUGGGACCUGGGCGUGGUUAAAGAGUCAGUCAACAGGAAGGGCAUGAUCACCUCCAAGCCGGAGAAUGGCUUCUGGACGGUGCGUUUGAGGAACGGCAACGAGUACCGGGCUCUGGACUCCCCGUCUGUGGUUCUGUCUCUGAAGGGGAAGCCGCAGACGGUGGGAGUGUUUCUGGAUUACGAGGAGGGAAUAGUGUCAUUCUUCGACGUGGAGAACAGAUCUCACAUCUACACCUUCAGUGGCUGCUCUUUCUCAGAGAGGAUCUUCCCCUUCCUCAGCCCGGGGGUUUGUGAUGACGGGAAGAACACGGCACCGUUGGUCAUCGCAACUGUCAAUCACAAGAAAUAAGGAUGCUUCGUAUCACAAAACUGAUGUAGUAUUCAAUAGUAAAGUCUUGUUUUCUCUGUAUUUGGGUUCUACUCUGAAGGUUUGAAGGUGAUUUUCUCUUUCUGUAUUGUAUAUACUUAAUUUAAAACAGUUGUUUUUGCACUGACUGCAAAUAGAGCAACACAUUGGCGUGGUGGCCAAUUCAUCUACACUUAGCCUCCGACUCUGAUGUACGAUUUUAUGGUAGCCAUUCCUGUGGAUCAGGAUCCAGGAUGAUGUGCAGCUCACACCAGACCAGCAUUAAGUAAACUUAAACCUCUGAGAAAACAGAACUCACACCUACCAGAAGACCAGCAGCUGUUUCACUAUUUUCAUAGUGUUGCUUUGUGUUUAAACCUCCUCAGUGAUGAAACACAGCAUUAAAAAGGAUUUCCAGUCAUCCUUGAAACCCAGUCAGCUGUUUGUCUUGAUGUGAGGCAGCAACAAGCUGAACAAUGUCAUCAGUGUUACGUUCAUAAGAAGCAAAGUCUCCAAGAUUCUUCGACUUUAAGUAUUUAACUAUAAAUGUACUGGUUGGUAUUGUUGUGGAGGCAGGUAACAGCAUUAUAUCAGAGUUGCAGCUGACCACCACGUUCGUUAUCGAUUAAAUAUUUGGUAAAUGGUGACCAAAGCCCGUCAUAUUUCCCGACAUCCAAAGUUUGCAACUUUCAACGUGUUAUUCUGUCCAAUCAACAAUCCAGAACCCAAACUAUUCAACAUGUUCUAAUGGACAAGACCCAGAAAUGCAGAAAAUUCUUAAAAAUUUGCUUGGAAAGUUACUUACAAAGUCCUGUCAUCAACUUCGAACCACAAGAAACUAUCUGGAAAAUAGUUUCAUAGAGAAUCUAUUUUAGCUUAAUUGCCUUAGAUUGCUAUUUAUGGUGCAUAAAGGAAGCAUUUCGUAGAACUGAUAAUGGUUCUUCUAUGGCAUCACUGUGAAGGUUCCUGGGUGGAGGUUUAGUUGCAACAUCGGAGGGAACUUUAGGUGUUGGAGUAACUCUGAGCAUAAACACUCAACAGUCAUUCUGUGAUGCUUCAUAACAGUUAUUCUCCUCUCAUUUAAUGUUGUAAGGGUAUGAUUUUCUGUCCUCCUUUGUGUCUUUGUUUGUAAGAUAUGCACAUGGUGCCUGUUGAUGUCAACAACAAGCGACUCCUGGACUUAACAUCUCACAACUAGAUUUCAGACUCACAGAUCUGUGUUUGAUGAUUUAAAGCAGAAAUCCUUUGCUUGUAUCCCCUGGAAUCUACACCUAUGUUUGUAUUAAAAUGCAUUGAUUACAUAUAGAAUGACACAAGCAUCUGCACCAUAAAUGCUAAACCUGAAUCAGGA